ACAAAGAGAUCAGAAAUUUUUUAAAUCCGAAGAAGGAAAAGACUUUAUCGAAGUCGUACAAUCAAAGAGUAAAUGCUUGGUCCGACUCACAGAAAAAAAUGAAAGUGAAUCAACGAUGAUUUCGUCAACUAAGUCCCCUCCAGCAGAACCAACUUCGAAAUUACUCUGCAGUCAUGAAACUCGAGAAAAAAUCUUGCUGAAAGUGUACAAGGACAAUAUUACGGCACAUCCCUGUGACGUCAUCGUGAAUGCAGCUAAUGGCGACUUGAAACAUAUUGGUGGAGUGGCAAAGAGCAUUUUGGAUGCCGGAGGAAGAGAGAUACAAGACGAAUGCGACGAACACGUCAAAGAAAAUGGAAAGCUUUUCGACGGUCAAUGUUUCAGUGGAAGUCCAGGAAAAUUGCCUUGUAAAGUUCUGGUCCAUGCUGUCGGUCCUCGUUGGGAUGCUAGCAAUCGUGAAAAAAUAUGCAAAUUGUUAAGUGUCACCUGCACGAGAGCACUUGAGGAAGCGAUAAAGUAUCGAUCGAUUGCUCUUCCUGCAAUCGGAAGUGGUGUUUAUGGUAUUCCUAAAGACGUCUGCGCUGAAAUAAUGAUCGAAGCCGCCGAAAAAUUUAGUAGGAAUCACGAGGAUUCCAGCGUGAAGGAGAUUCACUUUGUCAACAACGAUGACGCGAGUGGACAUGUUUUUGUCAAGAAAUUUCGUGAGAAAUUUGGUGGACGACCCUCAUUGAUAAGAAAUGAGGAGAAGCCUGCCAAUAGCAGAUUCUAUGCUUCUCUAAAACCAAGUUCUCAGAGUGUGACCAAAGAAACCGCGCGAAAAGCGGUAUCCAUACAAGACGAUUUGCAAAAACGAAAGUCUGAUGAUUCUAUUUUUACUACACAGAACAUGAAAAUAUCAGUGGUGGUUGGAGAUUUGGCAACAUAUAAGGCCGAUGUUCUGGUCAACACGACGGGACAUACUCUUGACCUUGAAGCUAACCCAUGCAGCAAAGCCCUCAGCUAUGAGGCCGGUCCAACGCUGCAAUCCGAAUGUAGAAGGAUUGGCAAGUUAAACGUCGGUCAGGUAGCUGUCACCACGGGAGGAAAUUUGCUUUGCGACGAGGUCUUUCACGUUGUUUGUGAUAAGUGGCGUAGGGGACAAGGAGAAGAGGUGUUACGGGUGAUCAUAAAAAAAUGCCUAAAGAAGUGCAACUCAAAUGGUAAGAAGUCCAUCGCAUUCCCAGCAAUUGGAACCGGAGUAUUGGGAUUUCCACAUGAUGUCGCGGCUAAAAUAUUUUUCGAAGAAACAAAGGAUUUCGAGAAAAGAGUUCCAAAUUCCAGCAUCGAGGAAGUUAGUUUUGUCGUCUACAGUCGGGAUUCAGAGUCGAUUAAGGCGUUUAAGAAGGAAAUAAAGAGACAAUCAGAGUGGGGCAGCGGUGUGUCUGUUGGAAAGGUAUCAGAUGGUCAGCAAAAGAGGUGGAAGAGGAAUCCAGUUGGAGUUGGAGUUGAAAAAGGUGACUUGUGUGUUGAAAUUGGCAAUGGUAAGAAGGUGGAGAUUGUUAAAGGUGAUAUUACGAAAGAAAGAUCAGAUGUUAUUGCUCACUUGACCAAUCCAAGCCUGUUCAUGCGAAGUGGGGUCGCCAUUGCUCUUGUGAAAGCUGGAGGAAAUGAUAUUGAAAGGGCAUCCCAAAAUAUAGGCAGUUCAUAUAAACUACUCAAUGCAACUACAGUUUUAACAACCGCAGGAAGAUUGGAUGCUAAAUACGUUGCUCACAUGGUUGCUUCUAACGAUCCCUCCUUCAGUGAGAUUGAAAAGUGUAUCACUAACUGCCUAAAUAGAGUUACGGAAAAAAAAUGUGAAAGCAUUUCAUUUCCCGCCGUUGGAACAGGCUCCUUAAAAAACGACCCGGGAAAAGCUGCUAAAACAAUUUUUUCAUCGGUCGUACGUUUUCUUCAGUCAAGCACUGGGUCACUCAAAACUGUUCGCAUUGUUUUAAAGGAUGAUGAUCUUGUCGAGGCAUUUCAAGCAUCGGUAAAGAAGUUUAAUGAAAGCGAAGAGCCUGGAGUGUUUAAAAAGAUUGUAAAUUAUUUUUGGAGCACAGAAUCACCCGCAGCCUUGAAAGUGGUAGAGAAUACUCCUGUUACAACCACAGAACUUCUCUUAGAAAUCUAUGCGCAAAACGAAGCAACCGUUGGAAUUGCAAAAGAGAAAAUUUUGAACGUCAUUGAAAAGCAAAAGAAGAAAGAAAAACUAGACGACGAAAACAUCGUAAAACUGUCAAGUAUGCAAGUUGAGGAAAUAAAACGCUGGUGCGAUGUGAACGAUGUUAAAGUUACUAUUGAUAAGGAACUUAACCGUAUUAUCAUGUUUGGACACAGUGAGGACAUUUCCACCAUGAUUACUAAAAUAUAUCAAGUUUUGAAAAAAAUUGGCGAGAGAGAGAGAGCUGAAAUGCACGCGGAGUAUGCCGAAAUGGUUUCGAAGAGUGUACAGUGGUUUUACGUGGAUCCAGCAACCGGUGAUCAUGAAGAGUACCACAAGCAUACAAACGCCGCAAUCGAGAAAGCUUACAGCAAAAACGAAAAAUCUGUUAUUUUCGAUUUAAUAGAUGGAAAAUGCAAAAUUGUAUUCGAUAGGAUGCAAGAAAUGAACUUGGACACAAAUGUGAAAACGGAAGUCAUGAGGAAAGAUCUCAAAGAGAUAUCCGUACCCGACUAUUGGGAACCUCAACCACUCGAUGCCAAUGGCAAAGAGCUUGUUGUACACCUUGUCCUUCUCAACCCUAAGAAUCCAAACCACAAGAAGGAAUGCAUGGAAAUUUCUGAUCAUUUCAACAGAACAUGCGGCCAGCAAAUUCUUCAGAUCGAGCGAAUCCAAAAUCCAUCGUUGUAUAAACAGUACGUUACGAAAAAAAAUUGCUUGGAUCAAAAAGGUGAAAAAGUGAGGUCUUGUUGGGCAUCAAGUCCUGAUAAGUUAGAGGAAAUAACUGAAAAAGGACUAAACAGGAGUUAUGCUGGAAACACUCAUGGUAAUUGUUAA
Dendronephthya gigantea is the source of this 3019-nucleotide messenger RNA. RefSeq names its product protein mono-ADP-ribosyltransferase PARP14-like. The transcript is spliced from 4 exons. Gene Ontology annotation, biological process: negative regulation of gene expression. The record is from RefSeq and is a predicted model, not a curated record. Gene Ontology annotation, cellular component: nucleus; cytoplasm. The coding region runs from base 116 to 3019 and encodes 967 amino acids. Lineage: Eukaryota; Metazoa; Cnidaria; Anthozoa; Malacalcyonacea; Nephtheidae. Gene Ontology annotation, molecular function: transcription corepressor activity.